This is a messenger RNA of Paramecium sonneborni, 432 nucleotides long. Lineage: Eukaryota; Ciliophora; Oligohymenophorea; Peniculida; Parameciidae. The record is from the annotation of a GenBank genome assembly.
AUGAUGCUAAUAAUUAUAAAGACUAUUUAGAAUGAUGAAAAAUUUAUGACCCAGGCUUUAUUGAUGAUUCUAUGGAUGUUCUUUAUCAUUCAAAUCAAUAUUUAUAUGGAAUUUUAAUUAUAAUUCUGGAAUUAUGAGAUCAAUUCCUAUUUCAAAUUUAUACGAAAAUUAUCUAAAGGUAACAAUUUCAUAAUAGUCUUUUAUGAGAUUCCUUUAGGUUGUGGAAUUCAAUUCAAAUGUAACAAUACUUAUGUAGGAUCAAUAUUUAAAAAUAAUUCUGGUGUUUAAUUGCAUUAUUUAGGUGAAUUCUCUUAUAUUUCUUUAGGUCCUAAUAAUUCUUAUUAAAGUUCUAUCAAGUAAAUUAAUACUUAAGAAUAGUAUUUUCAAGACUUAUUAUUUGAGGCCAUUUAUUUUUUAUUGCCUUAAUAUUGA